AUGGCCUCCAAGGUCACAGAGAAAGCACUUGGACAACAGAAAAAGGAUCGAGAAUGCGUGUCCACUCAGACGAUGCGUCGACACGCUGAGACCUUCGCCCAGGCACUUUUAAGGAACCGCAAGGAGGCUCCUCGACGACCAAUCAUCUUCAUAGCUUACGAUUUAGGAGGCAUAAUCCUCAAAUGGGCCCUGGUAAUCUGCCACAACCAGAGGUUGGAUUCGAAAUGCGAUCUCCGGGAUAUUCUCAUAUCCACUCAUGCAAUCUUAUUCUUUGGGACCCCACAUUUCGGCAUCGAGGACGCCGCCCUGCUCCAAGCAAUCAAUCGACUAGCUUCGUUGUACAUGAAAACGACGAGUGACGUCCUCAAAGAUCUGAAAUCGCAGUCAUUCGAACUGGAGAAUGUUCAGAGUCUAUAUGUCGCCGCGAGCGAGAAGAUCAACUGCAUAUUCUUCUGUGAAGAGUACGCGAUGUCCGGGAUACCGAAUCCGGAGGCUUUGAAUGUACAGUAUCCUCACGCCACAAUCCCCGGCGACCGCAACGCGAGAACGAUCACCCUCAGUUCCAAUCACGGUGAACUGGUCAAAUUUCCAGUGAAAUCCAACGUGAACUAUGAGGCAGUUGUGUACUAUUUGAAAGACAAUGUCACCACUGCAUCCGCCGGAGUGAAGGAGAAGUGGGUGAUAGAAGACGGCUGUCGAAGCGCUGCCAAGGGAGAACUCAUUUCCCAUGCGAUCAUGCUGCCAAAACGACGGCCACCGGUCUCAAAGUACUAUGUCGAAAGAGUUGAAAUCGAAGCUCUUAUGACGGAAAAGCUACUCCCGGGUGGUCCUGUGCAGCAUCAACCAAGAUGCAUAUUGCACGGACCACAAGGAGCCGGGAAAACUCAGCUUGCAGCGAAAUGGACAAGAGACCACGAGAAAAGCUUCACCCGAGUGAUUGUCGUCGAUGCCUCCAGUCAAGUGCAGCUGGAAGCUGACCUGGAACGUUCGAUUCGUUCGUUGGGUCCUGAAUUUAGCAAGAUGACCUGGGAAGAUGCAGUUGCAUACCUGGAUGAUAAUGAGAAAGGAUGGCUGCUCUUCAUUGACAAUGCAGACUCGCCAGACCUCAAGCUUGAUCCCUACCUUCCAAAUUCUGUUCAUGGGACAAUGAUCAUUGCGACUCGAAACCGUGGAUAUAUCGUCCACGCACCAAACGGCUUAGUCUCUGUUGGUGGCCUCGAGGAGGGUGAAGCCGUGAAACUCCUGCACGCAAUCGCCAAUAUUGCGCCUAAGUCCGACGCCCAAUCUCUGGAAAUUGUGAGAGAACUGGGAAUGCUGGUGUUGGCGAUCACUCAAGCUGGAGCAUGUAUCCGAAUUACACAGCGUCUAGACACUUACUUAGACGCCUUUCACAAACAAAGGGCGCACAUCACGGGCGUCGAGUCUGCUGUUGACACAGAUUGUGCAUUCUCGACACGUACCGCGUUCGACCUGUCCUUCCAGCACCUACCGACGAAGACACAGGAAUUCAUGAAAUUAUGCGCAUUCCUCAACCCCUCCCACAUUCCAUUCGCUCUCUUUGAGCAGUCUAGUAGCUCUCAUUUUACCGCAAAAACGGUCUUGGAGAGUUAUCCCCCUCAGCAGAGCGACAGAAUCUUUAUAUCAGAUCUGGAGGAGAUUCUAGGGCGGACAUGGGACGAGAUUGCGUUCCGUAUGAUCGUAGAAUCGGCCUCCCGGGCGUCGUUCAUCAAUGUGUCCACUGAUGGCCUAUUCUACACUAUCCACCCGGCGAUUCAGGGUUAUAUCAAGGACAGUUUUGGAGAGGAGGAAAUAAUGAAGUAUACACGUGCUGCAGCACAACUUCUACUUGGCGCAAUGCGGUCGUUUGAGAGUACUACUGCGCAGCGAUGGCAACUACUCCCGCAUAUUAACUGCAUCCCUCGAUCCGUGCAGUCGGAGAAUGUUGCCCACGCGUUGGCGUUCCAUGACUUCUACGACUCCUUGGGAGAUUGGAAGGCGUGCCAAGAUUUAUUGAGGCCAGUGUUUUCCAAAGUUCUAGGGACUCGAGGCCAAAGGAACGAAAUCUCAAUAUGGUUAAUGGAGAAUCUGGCCCAUACACUAUCCAAGCUUGGCUAUUUGCACGAGGCGGAGAAUAUGCAGCGAGAUGUAUUCUCUCUACGGCUUCAAAUGCGUGGAAUACAGGAUCCAGAUACCGCAAAAGCAAUGAAUAACCUCGCAGAUACUCUGCAUCAGCUUGGGCAGUUAGAAGAAGCGGAGAAGAUGAAGCGCGAUGUACUCGCUCUACGGCUCAAGGUCCUCGGACCGAGGCAUCUUGAUACUAUUACCACAAUGGAUAGUCUCGCAAGUACAUUAGACAAGUGUGGCCGGUUGCAGGAGGCGGAAGAAAUGAGGCAUGCUGUACUCGCUCUACGA
Messenger RNA from Serendipita indica DSM 11827, 2412 nucleotides. The record is from the annotation of a GenBank genome assembly. NCBI's taxonomy places the organism in Eukaryota, Fungi, Basidiomycota, Agaricomycetes, Sebacinales, Serendipitaceae.